AUGGCCGGGCAGAUGGCGGUGCUGGGUUCGGCUAUUCUGGCUCUCUUGUUAGCUGGCUAUCUAGCACAGCAAUAUUUACCGAUGCCUACACCGAAAGUAAUUGGGAUUGACCUUGGCACAACUUACUGCUCUGUUGGUGUCUUUCUUCCUGGAACAGGGCAGGUGAAGGUUAUUGCAGAUGAAAAUGGACACAACAGCAUACCAAGUGUAGUCUCUUUCACAGACAAAGAUGUGUAUGUAGGAUAUGAUGGCCUAGAACUGGCUGAUUCAAAUCCUCAGAACACCAUAUAUGACGCAAAAAGAUUCAUUGGGAAAAUCUUCACUUCAGAAGAACUGAAAAGUGAAAGUAGCAGGUAUCCCUUUAAGAUUUUCAACAACAAUGGAUCAGCUGAAUUUUCUGUGACAACUAAUGAAACCUUUCGCAUCACUCCAGAGCAUAUUGGCUCUCAGCUGCUACUGAAAUUGAAGAGAAUGGCAGAAGACUAUCUUGGCAUGCCCAUUUCAAAGGCGGUCAUCUCUGUGCCAGCAGAGUUUGAUGAAAGGCAACGGAAUUCUACCAUUAGGGCAGCUAACCUUGCAGGGCUAAAAAUUUUGCGAGUGAUCAAUGAACCCACAGCUGCAGCUAUGGCUUAUGGACUCCACAAAGCUGAUGUGUUUAAUGUUCUGGUGGUGGAUUUGGGUGGAGGAACUUUGGAUGUGUCUCUGUUGAACAAGCAGGGAGGGAUGUUCCUCACACGAGCCAUGGCAGGUAACAACAAACUUGGAGGACAGGAUUUUAAUCAGAGGUUGUUGCUGUAUUUGUAUGAUCAGCUCCAUCAAAUGUAUGGUUCUCUGCCAACAAGAAAAGAAGAAAUACAUCGCCUCAGACAGGCUGUGGAAGCAGUUAAAUUAAAUCUGACUGUUCAUGAGGCAGCUACACUAAGGGUGUUGUUAACUAUGCCAGAAAGGAAGCUUGCAAAAGAACUUCCAGAAAAUGAGGUAAAAACAAACACUGUGCUAAAAGGCAAGCUUUCACAAAAAACAAAAGAUCUGAAAAAUCUUGGAGACACUUCAAAAGUAGAGAACAACUUUGUCAAAGUUGUGUUUGAAACAGAAAUCUCGAGGAAGCUAUUUGAGAUGUUAAAUGAGGACCUUUUUGAGAAGAUUCUUGUGCCCAUAGAACAAGUGUUGAAGGAAGGCCACCUACACAAAGCAGAAGUGGAUGAAAUUGUGUUAGUUGGAGGCUCCACCCGGAUUCCUCAAAUACGCAAAGUGAUUCAGGAUUUCUUUGGAAAGGAACCUAACACCUCCGUAGAUCCUGAUCUAGCAGUUGUAAUGGGCGUAGCUAUCCAAGCAGGAAUUGUUGGUGGGUCCUGGCCUCUUCAAGUCAGCGCUGUAGAAAUUCCUAAUAAGCAUUUACGGAAGACUAACUUUAACUGAAAAGAAACUCUUCCCUGUUGCAUUCCAUCUCUCCAAAAGUGUACUUUGAUGGUGCAUACUUAUCUGACUGGCAGUGGAGCCUAAUCUUAGCCGUAUUAUAUUCAUUUUUUUAUCUAUUCCAGUUAGGUGUUACUGGACACCUAAUUGUGUUAAAGCUAGAUGUUCCUUUAAAGGUACGAGUGUUUUUUGAAGUUCUGAAGUGUCUUGUAUUUGCCUGUAGAUUGGAUAUUGGAUGACAGUGCUAGUGAUGACACACCCACAUUUUCUUGCUAAAUUUUAUUAGCAAAUCCUGAAGAGGUGUGUGUUUAAAAUAUAAAGGGAGUGUGACCAAAGGUUAGAGAUAAUGUGGUAUGGUACUGUAGGUAUUCCCAGGUCCAAUAUAUUUACUUUGAAAGAAUGUGAAGCAGUGUUAACGCACAUAGCGCUAGCAGUGUUGAGCUUAAAUUUAUUUAUUUAUUGAAUUGAGUCAUUUGAGCAUUUAAGCACCUUUCUAAAAGGCAUGUUGCAGCUUGAAUGAGACUUACGCAUUCACUUGAUUCUUCUGCUGUUCAUAACAGCAUAACGGUAUUACUGAGGCUAUACGGCAAACUGUCUCACGUUUCAGCGGAACCAUAUUAAGAAACUUAGCUCUUGCUACUGUAGAGUUACUUAGUGUGUCUCCAAGGGCUUACUUCCUGAUCUGGUUUUGAUGGUUAACAUACAGGUGCUGCUGUCAUACCACUGAUGUUCUCCACAGAGAACAAGGGUAUAUCGCCAACUAUUUAUACCUCUCCCCGCCUUAUUUGAAAACUGCAGUAAUUUUAUGUAUCUUAAAGCCACACCUGUACAUCUUCCCUUGAAUUUGACCAACACGAAUUUCAUUGUUGCGCAUCUACAAGUGUGUGAUGUCUUUCCCCUGGAGCACCCCCAGCCGUACUGUUCUCGGGGAGAACGUGUGAGACAGAAGGGACUGCCUGGAUGAAGUCUAGUUCCUUUAGUCCUAGUAAAUGAAAACUCACCCAACUAUUUCAUACUUUUUAGCUCAUAUCUCUGAUUUAAGUUUUGUCAUAUCCCCACUCUAAACUGAACGUAGAUCAGAGAUUGUAGCUGCUCUUUUGGGAAGGAAGCAGUGUGUGUAACUCAGGAUUUGAGGUAGCACUUCUAAGGACUUUAUUUUAGGCAAAUAGUUUGCUACCCAGCUAUCUAGCAAAUGCAUGAGAAGGAAAAAGUUAAUGAUCUGAAAAAAAAAAUUGGUGACAGUUCUGCUCUCUUUGGAGGAUUAAAUCAAUACUUAAAGGCCAGUUGAGUUCUUUUAUCUGUGUAGAACUUUCUACAAUGAAAACACUUCAUUUAGCUAAGACUGGCUUCAACAUCCAUCAACCCAGUCUUAAUCAGGUAAGCUCUAGUAACAGGUGGUUCUAAGCACUUUCUUGUAUUCUCCAGAAUAACUUUGUUUGUAUUAAGCUUGCCAAGAUAAAGUGUGGGGCUUAGAUUUAUUGUUUAACCUUAUGACUAUGUUAAAAUAGGCUUAUUCUCCUGGCAGUAGGCCUGAGUUAUGGCACUGCCAUAAAUCAAUUGUGCUGACUCAGCUGUUUGCAUAGCUAUUGUCUAAACAUACCACGAAGGUGAUCAGGGGCCUGGAGCACCUCCCCUGUGAAGACAGGCUGAGAGGGCUGGGCUUGUUCAGCCUGGAGAAGAGAAGGCUCCAGGGAGACCUUAUAGCAGCCUGCCAGUACCUAGAAGGGGCCUACAGGAAAGCUGGAGAGGGACUUCUUACAAGGGCAUGUAGUGAUAGGACAAGGGGUAAUGGCUUUAAACUGAAAGAGGGUAGGUUUAGAUUAGAUGUAAGGAAGAAGUUCUUUACUGUGAGGGUGGUGAGACACCGGAACAGGUUGCCCAGAGAAGUUGUGGAUGCCCCCUCCCUGGAAGUGUUCAAGGCCAGGUUGGAUGGGGCUUUCAGCAAGCUGGUCUAGUGGAAGGUGUCCCCGCCCAUGGCAAGGGGGUUGGAACCAGAUGAUCUUUAAGGUCCCGUCCAACUCAAACCAUUCUGAUUCAUUCUAUUCUAUCUUUGAAGUAAUCCAAUUAAAAACCUCUUAAAUUGAAUCCUAGUUGCACACAACCAUUCCAUCAGCAUUGUUUAACUUCACAGAGGAUUCCCAAAAUACUGCUCACAUCUGUUUAAUUUCCCUGAGUUGAAAACCAGAGUGAUUUUUUUUUACUUGAGGAUUUUUUCCCUUUGUACUUCUUUGAAAGUGACCGUGUCUAAGUCUGUAGGGAACUUCCAGUAACUAAAACUCCUGUGUUGAAAGAAGUGCCUCUUCAGUGAAAUCAUGGAUGAAUGCCAAUAUACGAUACAGUUCUUGUACGCAGUUGCUAUUUGGGGCCUUUGCUUUGCAUAUAUAAAUGUAUGGAUUUAAUUCAACAUAUAUUCCAAUGUCUUCGGAGUCAUUGUGGCCUUUCCUUCUGCCCUGCUGUAAAUUCAUCUCAAUGUCUACUGGAGUUACAGUAGGUUUUCAGUCUUCAUUUUUUUUGAUGCACUGUGUAAAAUGAGCAGACCUGUAUAAAAAUAGCACCACAUCACAGUGAAGUUAAACUAUUAACAGCUUUUUGCAAUUUUGGGACAAGUUGGGUAGGAGUGUGGGAGUAACUUGAAACUGUUAAGCUCUCAAUGCAAAUAAAUGAAGUACUUUUUUUCUUUCGCAUACUUCGCUCUGGAGGAGUUAAAUCUCCUUCAGUGUUAAUCUGGGACUUGUAAGGGAAGGGUGAGUUGUUUACUUGUGUUAAAAAAAAAAAAAAAAUCACAAAAGGGUAUUUAUUUGGAUUUCUAUACAGAUUUUUUUUUUGAGUAGAGAAGUUACUGUACAUUGGAUAUCUCACAAUGCAUCCUUAUUUAUUAAAUAACUUUUCUGAGUUCUGCAAUCAAGUUAUUUAUUUUGUAUCUUUUGACUUUAAUACUGUAUUUUGGCACAAACCAUUGAAUUUUAAAGAUGAGUCCACUGUACUAAAUGGGUAUUUCCAGGUAUGCACAUGUACUGCUUACCAAAAGUCUCUCUUUAAACAAAUUAAUAUUUGAAGGCUGAAAUCUUUCUGCAAACAGUCCUUGAAAUCUGAGUAUGGUUGCCUGUGGUGUUAGGUGUGUAACAAAUUUAUAUAGCUAAAGCUUGUUUUGCGAGUUGAAAUUCUGAAAGUAUAAGAUGCCUCACCAGUUGUAUGUUCCUAAAUUGUUUCCAAGUGCAGAUGAUGAAAUGCAUUUUAUAAAUAACCUUUUAGAAUGUUUCUAAUAAAAGCAAUUUCUGUCCCUUG
Gymnogyps californianus (California condor) is the source of this 4701-nucleotide messenger RNA. RefSeq names its product heat shock protein family A (Hsp70) member 13 (gene HSPA13). Lineage: Eukaryota; Metazoa; Chordata; Aves; Accipitriformes; Cathartidae. The record is from RefSeq and is a predicted model, not a curated record. Gene Ontology annotation, cellular component: plasma membrane; cytosol; cytoplasm. Gene Ontology annotation, biological process: cellular response to unfolded protein; vesicle-mediated transport; protein refolding. Bases 1 to 1419 code for a protein of 472 amino acids. Gene Ontology annotation, molecular function: ATP hydrolysis activity; heat shock protein binding; ATP binding. The transcript is spliced from 5 exons.